Messenger RNA from Racocetra fulgida, 216 nucleotides. The record is from the annotation of a GenBank genome assembly. Lineage: Eukaryota; Fungi; Glomeromycota; Glomeromycetes; Diversisporales; Gigasporaceae.
AUGAAUAAAACCAUUCUUAUUAGCAUCAGCAUGAAAAAGAAUAUCAGAAUUGUAAAACCACUAGGAGAUCAAAUAAAACGUAUACAUACAGAUGGCUUUAUUGUAGCUGAAAAAAUAAAACUUAAAACAGGAAUAAAAAUUUUGUAUAGUAAAAAAUUGUAUAUCAGUUACAUGAAAACCGUUAUAUCCAAAAAUUCCAAAUUUGAUUACAAAUAA